Messenger RNA from Mangifera indica (mango), 3795 nucleotides. RefSeq names its product receptor-like protein kinase HSL1. Lineage: Eukaryota; Viridiplantae; Streptophyta; Magnoliopsida; Sapindales; Anacardiaceae. Gene Ontology annotation, cellular component: plasma membrane. Gene Ontology annotation, molecular function: protein binding; protein kinase activity; ATP binding. Gene Ontology annotation, biological process: protein phosphorylation. The record is from RefSeq and is a predicted model, not a curated record. Bases 532 to 3489 code for a protein of 985 amino acids. The transcript is spliced from 2 exons.
CAGGGGCUGUCAUUUUUUAGAGCAGAAAUGAUGGUUUCUACCCCGAUGAUGAUUUGAUUGGAAAAAAUAUGAUUCUGCGGUCUAGCUCAUUACUUAAAAAUGGAAUUUGGUUACUGGGUUCACCUAAUUUUGGUGUUCUGGGAACAUUCUCAGUCUCAGAACAUAUUCGGUUGAAAGCGAGUUAGAGAUUGAAGAUUUUGUUAUAAUUUGAUGGUCAUUUUGUCUUCCGACAUACGCUUAAUCUGAUUCCGAACAUGGCAUGGCGUAGAAGCAUAGAAAGAAGAUGGCAGCCUAACAAGUAACAAAUGCUUUGGAAACUUGCUCGUCUUCACUGACUCUCAUUGACUGUAUAUAUAUAUAUAUAUAUAUAUAUUUUGUCCGUGUUUGAAUUACUUUUAUUCAACACUUGCCCCAGUUGCCACUACAGUGCUUCAGUUACCACUAUACCCCACUUCCAUCUCUCUUCUCAUGCUUCUUCUUCAAAUCUCACCACUGACACCCACUCAAUCGGAAUACAACACAUAAUCCAAAAUGCUUCUGUUCUUCCUCUUUCUCUUCCUCUGUUCUUCACCUCUUCUUACUCUUUCUCUGAACCAAGAAGGUCUCUACCUACAGCGUGCCAAACAGGGUUUCUUUGAUCCGAAUAACGUCCUCUCCUCGUGGGGUAACGACCGUGACGACACUCCGUGCCACUGGCAUGGCGUAACCUGCGACUCAACCAACCGAGUCAUCAAGGUCGACCUUUCCAAUUCACAACUAUCGGGGCCGUUCCCUCUCUUCUUUUGUCGGCUUCAGUACCUCACUUCCCUCCAUCUUCAGGACAACAACAUCAACUCUACACUGCCGGACGAGGUUUCCACGUGUCAGACUCUUACGGAGUUGAAUUUAAGCGCCAAUUUGAUCGUUGGUAAGCUUCCUGAAACUCUAUCGCAGUUGAAGAAUCUUAAAUAUUUGGACUUGAGUGCCAAUAACUUCUCUGGAGAUAUUCCGGCGAGUUUUGGUGAGUUUGCUAGCCUUGAAUCGCUCUACCUCAUGUCUAAUCUUUUAGAUGGGACAAUUUCCGGUGUGCUUGGUAACAUUUCGUCUCUUAAAGAGCUUCUUCUUGCUUAUAAUCCGUUUUCGCCGGGUCCGAUACCGAGUGAAUUCGGUAACUUGACGAACCUUGAAUAUCUUUGGCUCUCUGACUGUCAGCGCGAGGGUCAUAUUCCGGAGAGCAUAACUCGGUUGCCUAAGCUUAAUAAUUUAGACUUGUCGUUGAACAGACUCACUGGGCCAAUCCCGAGUUCGAUAGCUGAGUUAAGAAGUAUAAUACAAAUAGAGUUGUAUAACAAUUCUUUAUCGGGUGAAUUACCGGUUAAAUGGCUUAAUGCAACGAAGUUGCGGCGACUAGACGCGUCGACGAAUGAGUUGAGGGGGACGAUUCCGGCCGAGUUGUGUGAAUUGCAGCUGGAGUCACUCAACCUGAUGGUGAACAGAUUGGAGGGUCCUUUGCCAGAGAGCAUAAGUAAGUCGACAAAGUUGAUCGAACUCAAAUUGUUCAACAACAAACUCAGCGGUCAGUUGCCCAGUCAACUCGGGACGAACUCGGCAUUACAGAUACUGGACGUCUCAUACAACCAGUUUUCUGGUGAAAUCCCCGCGGGCUUGUGUUCAAACGGGUCGUUAGAGGAUCUGGUAUUGAUAUACAAUUCAUUUUCAGGGCAAAUACCAGAAAGUCUUGGAGAGUGCCAGAGCUUAAUGAGGGUUCGGCUAAGGAACAAUUUGUUAUCAGGUUCAGUUCCUGAAAAGUUAUGGGGAUUACCACAUGUUUUUUUGUUAGAGCUUGUGGAUAAUUCAUUUACUGGCCAAAUAUCAAAACAAGUUUCAGGUGCAUAUAACCUUUCUGUUCUUUUGGUUUCCAAGAAUCAGUUUUCUGGGCCCAUCCCAGAAGAAGUCGGGUCAUUAAAUAAAUUAGUUGAAUUUUCUGCUUCUGAUAAUAAGUUUACUGGAGGAAUUCCUGGUAGUUUAGUGCAUUUGGGGCAGUUGGGGAAGCUUGAUCUGAGUGGAAAUGAACUUUCGGGUGGGAUCCCAGAAAGAAUUCAAGGCUGGAGGAGUCUGUAUGAGCUCAAUUUGGCGGAUAAUAAUCUGUCUGGUGAAAUUCCGGCUGAAAUUGGGAGCUUGCCAGUGCUAAACUAUCUUGAUCUUUCUGGGAAUUCCUUUUCGGGAAGCAUCCCACUCGAAUUGCAAAAUUUGAAGCUGAAUAUAUUUAAUUUGUCAGAUAAUCAGCUCUCUGGUGAGAUUCCCCCUCUUUAUGCUAAGGAAAUUUUUAAGAAUAGCUUUGUGGGGAAUCCUGGUUUGUGUGGGGACUUGGCUGGUCUGUGUCCUGACAUGAACAGAUCUAAGAACCAGGGUUAUCUGUGGAUUCUGCGGUCAAUCUUCAUACUUGCAGCUCUAGUUUUUGUUGUUGGUAUUGUUUGGUUCUAUGUCAAAUAUAGGAGUUUCAAGAAGAAUAAGAGAAGAAUUGCUUUAUCGAAGUGGAAAUCUUUCCAUAAAAUUGGCUUCACUGAAUUUGAGAUUGUUGGAUGUCUCAAAGAGGAAAACUUGAUCGGAAGUGGGGCUUCUGGGAGAGUUUAUAAAGUUGUUCUUAGUAGUGGUGAAGCAGUGGCAGUGAAAAAGCUGUUUGGAAGACCCAAGAGGGAGGAUGCAAGUAAUGGGUCACAGAGAGAUGAAUUUGAAGUAGAAGUUGAAACACUGGGGAUGAUUCGGCACAAGAAUAUUGUGAGAUUGUGGUGCUGUUGCAACAGUGGAGAUAGCAAGCUUCUAGUUUAUGAAUACAUGCCAAAUGGGAGCUUGGGGGAUUUGUUGCAUAGCAGCAAGGCAGGUUUGUUGGAUUGGCCAACCAGGUAUAAGAUAGCUUUAGAUUCAGCUGAGGGGUUGUCUUAUUUGCAUCAUGAUUGUGUUCCUCCAAUUGUUCAUCGAGAUGUGAAAUCCAACAAUAUACUUUUGGAUGAAGAGUUUAAUGCUAGAGUUGCGGAUUUUGGAGUCGCUAAAGUGGUUGAAAGGGUUAGCAAGGGACAAGAGUCUAUGUCUGGGAUUGCGGGUUCUUGCGGUUACAUUGCACCAGAAUAUGCUUAUACUCUUCGAGUGAACGAAAAGAGUGACAUAUACAGUUUUGGAGUUGUUCUCAUGGAGUUAGUUACUGGUAGACUUCCAAUUGAUCCAGCAUUUGGGGAUAAAGACUUGGUAAAAUGGGUCUGCACCACCUUGGACCAGAAAGAUUUUGACAGUGUGAUUGACCCCAAACUCGAUUCUAGUUACAAGGAAGAAAUCUGCAGGGUCCUGGAGAUCAGUCUCCUCUGCACCAAUGCACUUCCUAUUAACCGCCCUUCAAUGCGAAAGGUGGUUAAGUUGUUGCAAGAGGCUAGUACUGAGAAGAAAUCUCAGACCAGGAAGGAUGGGAAGCUCUCCCCUUACUAUCACGAAGAGGCCUCCGAUCAAUUUGUAGUUUAAUAAUUUAGCUACUCCUUAAUGGUGUUUGAUUGCGCAGGGUAAAGGGAAUGAGGCAGAUUUUCAAGGGUGCCCUCUUGAAUGGUGCAUCAACAGUAGAUAAGAUGAUAGAUUUAGACUUCCAAGAGUAUCAUUGUAGUUGGUGAUUAUGGUUGUUUAUUGUAUUUAGUUGGUGGUUAGGUGCUAUUGUAACAUGCAAACAUGAGAUUUGUCAACAAUGACAAUCACCAUUUCAGCAACACGGCUGUUCAUGAUUGUAAAAAUACUGAAAUCUGCGGGGAUCUAAAGCUUUGAGUGUCUGAUUUUUAA